Molecule: messenger RNA, 4134 nt
Organism: Phytophthora nicotianae INRA-310
Lineage: Eukaryota; Oomycota; Peronosporomycetes; Peronosporales; Peronosporaceae
Exons: 1
Coding region: 1-4134 (1377 amino acids)
Source: RefSeq, a predicted model, not a curated record
AUGCCCAGCAGCGAGGACUCGCGAGCAUCGAGCCACAACACGUGGACGCUGGACGAGUUCGCCGAUCUGGUGACGGCCUGGGAGCUGGCGACGUCCCGACCACGCGACGCUAACGCGCAGACCCUGCACGACGCCGUGUUUAAGCACUUUGUGGCUCUACGGGGCGGUUCCACACGACGUAACAAGGCGGCGCUCACCAGUAAACGCAGCGCACUCAAAUUCUCCUACCUCUACAUUCGAGACUUUGACAAUGAGCAGAAAUUGAAGAAACUACCAACAUUUUUCGAGUUGCCAUUCUCCAAACGGACGGAAAUUCUGAGUAGCUGGAAGAAAAUCAACUCGAGUCUAGUAGAGAUCACCCACGUGAUGUUCCAAGGACUAGGAAGGAUCGUAAGCAAAGGAGGAGACGACGAGCCUGUGUUACCUAUUAGAAAACGCCAAAAAGAGCUGCAAGAAGCCACAACCACGACCAGAAUGGAGACCAGACCAACGCGAGCUUCUGCGGCUUCGAACGCCAGUUCUACGCCAAGUCCUACGAGUUCAAAGACUAAAAAGAAACACCCGGCAACGGCUCGGUCAACGAGCAACCCGUGGUCCUCUGAAGAGAUGAAGCAACUGGUUAAAGCCUGGGGGAUAGCAGCGCAGAUAGUUUGUGAUAGUAAUUCGGGGGAACCGAUGUCCAUUGUGCACGAGAUGUUCCGACAGUUUGAGAUCUUGCAAGAUGGCAAGAACGUACGCAACUUAUCGGGCCUAGCAACACGACGUAGAGUGCUGAAGCAGUCGUACUCUAGGAUUUCGGCCUUUGACAAGAUCCAGGAGAUGAAUGGAGAGCCGAAAUUCACGGCUUUACCCGUGGCAACAAGACAGAGCUUGAUGCGGUCGUGGAAGAACGCCAACUUGUUGGAUUUGUCGGCGGAAAUGUACGCGGACUUGCACCAUAUCAUCGCGCUGGACACCCGAGCGGUGGCUCUGGAAGAUAUGCGUCGUGCGAAAGCCACAGGGUCUAAUGUAUCGAGCUCAAUGACUGGAAGAGCUGGGAGGAAACCAGGGAGACCGUCGAAGAAGCAGAAAACGAUGCGGGAUGACGAUGAUGAAGUGGCCAGCAAUUUCUCGUCGCAACCACCGAGUGUUGCUGAUAGUGAAGAGGAGAAAGCGGUGAUUCCCAUGAUGGUAAUUCAAAGCAAAGAGGAGAAGGCGUCUAGAGUUUACGACACAGAAAACCGAACUGACGCUACUAAUUUGUCAGUGAGCGAUGAUCGGAACGCAACGAUAGCUCCAAAGCCAAGUGUCGCCGCAACAAGCCAGAUUAUUCCUCGACAAGGCACUGAAAGGAGUUCACUACCCACCGUUAACCAAGAUCAUAACACUGUACAACCGAUUGCUGCAGCUCCUGCUUCUGUCCAAGCUGACAAGAUGAUCCCUGAUAACGCUUCUACCCAAGACCGCGUCCAGCAGAAGACGCUGGCACCAAAGCUUGUUCCUAGUCCGAUUGAAGCUGUUCUAUCAAGCAGCAAUCCGAUAGCGACACUGGAUGACGACGCUCCUAAGACUCCAGGCCGAUGGGGGAAACGGAAGCGCAAGGUGCAUCCGGACGGCCCCAAUGGCCAUUUGUGGGAGAACAAGGAGCUCCAGCUCCUGAUCAACGCGUGGGAGAAAGCAGCCAUUCUCGUGUGUAACAGCAAUCCGUCAGAGCGACUGUCCCUCAACAGAGAGAUGUACCGUGAGUUCGUGGAGAUGCAGGGUGGCUACUCCGUACGGAACAGCACAGCCCUUGCAGCACGACGCAGUUCUCUCAAGUUUUCGUACGCUCAUAUUCGCGCGUUCAAUGAGUCCCAGAAGGCCAAAGGUGAGCCUUCUUUUCACGAAAUUCCAGAUGAUACACGCAUGAAUUUACUGCGGUCAUGGAAGAACCGCAAUUCGGUGGACCUGACGAAGGAAAUGUACGACGGAUUGGGGCGUAUCCUCGCUAUGGACGAGAAACUGGCUCAAGUUCGCAGCAUGCGUCCGCCUCCUCAUGCUAAACCCAAGAAAACAGCCAAGAGCGCGAAAGAAACGACCGAUUCCAAGUCUUCUGAUCCGAAUCACGCAUCUAAAACAGCCAAAUGGGCCACAGAGGAGACGUCGGACUUGAUAAAGGCGUGCGCAGACGUCAUGAAUGUCCCGACCGACAAGGAAUUGUCACAAACUGACCGUGAAUCGUUGAUUUUUGACGCUUUCGUGGUCCGUCGAGAGAAUGCUGGAGACACGGACACGCCUAUUCGACGCGAUCUGCGGUCAAUGGCGCAACAAUGGAGGUAUAUCCUGGCUUCGUACUCGUAUAUCAAGGCGUGCAACGACAGUCGCUCGGAAGAUGAGAGUCCGUCUUGGUUCGAGAUGUCCCCCGUGCAGAAGCGAGCCUACCAGCAGUGUACCAACGUCCCGUUAAAGUUUGUGGAUCUGGACGAAGAUAUGUUCGCUCUGGUCACCAAAACUUCCUUCAUGGGUGUACCCACGCCAACGGAGCCGUCUCCUGCUGUUAAAGCUCCCGCCGAAGGGAUCUCGUUGCGUCCGCGAUCAACGCGAAAGCGAACGGAGGCGUUCUGGUCGUCCGAUUCCGAGUCGUCCGUGUCUGAAGUCCCGACGCCAGAGGGUCAAAGUGGCAGCACUAAAGACCCCACGUUUACGGCGGGCAAGAAGCGCAACAAUUGGCCUGCAGAGGAGAUCUGGAACCUGAUCCAAGCGUGGGAAGAAGCGUCGGAAAUGACCAAGAGCACCAAGUUGACGGCUGCUAUCCACGAAGCCUACGCUCUGUUCAUGAAGCGAGAGGGUUCAGCUAACAGGAAUCGCACGCUGAACAGUGUACGCAACAAAAUGAUCGCGUUGAACGCGUCUUAUGGCAACAUCGCGGCGUUCAUCGCUGAGCGUGGCGACAGUUCGUGGUUCAAGAUGACGCCAGAAGAGCGACUGGUUGAGAUCCGGAGCUGGGGGAACAAGACGGUGAUCGAUCUUAACGAAGAAAUGUUCAACUCUAUGACGCGGAUCUUGGACAGGAAGGCGAGCGGAGCUGACGACAAAGCUGCGAAGCGUAAGCAUGGGAAACUAGCGAAGAACGAUACAAAGGAGCAGAGCCAUGUCGGUCAGAAACCUGACAAGUAUGUGGCUGCGAAUUGGAGCAAAGAAGAGCUGCUUAAACUCGGUGAAGCGUGUGGGGAGUUACUGGAAGGAAGACGCAGUCGUCGCUAUGUGUUCGAAGAGGAGAAGGAUCGAUUCUUCCGGAAAUAUGAAGAGCUGGGCGGUACGAACUCUCUGGUUGCAGCUGUGGGCCUAGCGAGGUUCGUUCUGGACUCGUACGAGUUCAUUUACUUCUACGACCAAAAGGCAGCGGAGACCAAGUGCUUGUCUUGGUUUGAGCUGGACUUGGAAGACCGGGAUGAGAUCACGAACAGAGUGAGCAAGUCGUAUCGCAGCUUCAACGGGCUAACCACUGUGGACGAACAGAUCUACGACGUGAUUGACAAGAUCGAUGCCAAGUUACGGGUCAAACUGGGAGAGACGAAGAAGAAGACGUACAAGCCUCCGAACGAUGCGUCAUCUUCUCGAUACGUCGACAUUGAGGCUGUUGUGGAACGCUGCACUUACAAGAAGAAGAACCACUCAGUGUCGAAGAAGGCUGACGUUGCUGUACAUGAGGACGAGGAUGAAGAAGACUCGGAAUCCUCUGAAGACGAGGCUUCAGACAGCGACUCGAGUGCUCCAGUCGUGAUCUCUCGUUCAGUUCCGCCUCGAGUUCGUCGUGAUUCACACGCGAGUGCCUCGACACGGACGUCUCGUAAGCGCUCAAGAGCUGAAGACGUCGAAGGUUCGUCGACCUUGUACCUCACAGAGAUCAUUCAACAGCAGAACAGCAAACUGGAAGAAGCCGUCAAGCGGUUUCGGAAGGAAAGCGCCGUAGCUCGUAAGGAACACCACGAGUUCUUGCUACGGAAGAUCCAGGACAGCUUCCCCGUCGACACUGGCCAUGGUUCCUUUUUGGAGCGAGUGGCUGAGCGACAAGGAGAGAUGUUGGCUGAUCUCUUCCAGGCACUGCGCUGGCAAUGCGACGCGGAGAAGAAGAAAGACGAAGAAGUGUUGCGGCAGUUGUUCGGACGGGCGUAA